AUGGAUCCAGCACAGCUUGUACAGAUGGCUCUUAACCUGAGUGAAAGCCGCCGGAGGCAUAUGAGUAGCACGUUGCCGGUGCCGGUAUCGCCAGCAGGAGCGAGGCGUGUUGUCUCUGGGCUCGCUGCCGGGGCUGGCGUGGUCCAGGCAGGAACUCCGAACAUGAGCCACUCGGGCCAUCUGAAUCAUGAAUCUGGUCGACCGGCCUCUGGUUCACAGACCUCUAGUCAGCAGUAUGGCGACAUUGCGUCGGGCACCGUCGGCGGGCCUGAAGGUUCUGUGUUCAGCUUUUCACCCGCAACACUAUCUCGUGCGGAAAAGGCGCGUAGAUACUUUGAGCUGGCUAGCGAACAUAGACGGCUUCUGGAGCAUUUGCCUCCAUUGAAGACCGAUUCAUCUGCUCCAGGCAACCAUUCAAUGAAAGCUACUAGCAGCCCGGGCAGUGCGCACUUUGAUGUGACCCGCAUACCUUCGAACACAACGGUGAAACGCGGCCUUGGUCGACCGUACAAUCCGUUACAAGCCUUGCGGAACCGCCGUCUUCGGAACAGAGAGCGUAGGCCCCUGACAGCACCGCCYGACACAUGGCAAGAGACCAACAGGAUUAAGGGGUGGAUUGAUGGUGUUGAAGCAGCUUCAAAGCAACCAUCGUUCCGACCUGGUGAGGAUCAAGUUCGGCUGCCUACAUUUUCUGGAGAGUCCGAGGGUGUGGAGACGUCACGGUCAUAUGCUGUGAAGGGACAUCGUAGGAAUGACACGGUCAGCUCCGUCAUCACGCGGCCGGAAAAUGGUUGGACCAUCGAGCCUGCCGAACUGCUUGCCGAUACAUAUUGGCUCGAGAAGGACGACAACAAGACGGUUGUCGAAGAUAGGCAUGGCAACCGCAUCUUCCCAAACAGAGCACGCCUGAGCGUAGAGGUCCCCCGUCGCAGCAAGGAGUCUGAACGCCGCAAGGGGCCUGAGACAGACAAGCGUGGCACCGCAGAUGAAUCUGAGGAUGACGAUCGCUUGAGAAGUCGCGGCAAGAAAAUGAUAUCCAUUCCCGGACGUCUCCGGCGACAUCACCCAAGUAGGCCAGCCAGCGUAGCAAGCAGCUCCAGCAGCGAAGGGCGAAAGCCUCCAGCCCUUCACUUCGGCGACAGCGAAGGCGGCGAUGAGAAUAUUGGCCCACUUGAAAGGCAUAUGAAACAGAWGAUUUACAAAGAGGAGCGGGGAGAGUUAUCAUCCCCUGAGAUUCCACCACUCAAUCAAGGGGAGUCGGAGGUGACACAUUUCCCGAGAGUACGCAGCGACAACAUACAUCAGAACUCUGUCAAAAGAGCUGAUGGCCGUCCAUCGGCUGAAAUUCAACGGUCUCAACGUGUGAGAUCUAUGGACGGCAGGGUUGGGUCCAUCGACCAUGGAGCAUUCGCGAUGGAUGAAACGGUAUCAAAUAGCACGGCGUCACCCCGACUGUCGAAUAAUUCGGCAUUUGACGUCACUGCCCCCGCGAACAAACGCAAUAUGGCGAGUGUUCGGAAGUACAAUAGCUCUAAUCUUCCCAGCUUUCGAUCUCGGAGCAAGGAACGGAAUCACAUUGAGCAUAACGAUUUCGCCGACAACACUGGCGCUCAGCUAUCGCCUGUGUUCAAUAAGGAACCGUUCUUGAUACCCUCCAGGUCAAGCUUAGAUUCCAGCCGGCCGAUGCAGAUGAAUCGAAAAGGUACAAAUGAAAGCACUACAGGCAGCAUGCGCCGGACGAACACUAGGAAUACCCUGACAGAUGGGUCCAUCAAGGAUUCGGCUAACGCUGUGGGUCGCCAAUUGGGACGUCUCGGGGACCUGGUAAGGAGCGAAGGUAGCCGUCUCGGAGAUCGACUACGCGGCGGCCGGGAUCGCGACACAGCUCUCGGCUUCCCUAGGGCGCCAUCAGAAGCAUCUGACGCUGAUGGCGCUGAGAACAGCAACAUGCAUUCGAGAAGCGACAACGAAAACGGCGAUGGCAGCCCACGGCAGUCGCUGGAGCGUGGCGGCUCGAAGCCGAAGUAUCAUACCGCCGGCCUGCCCACCUUCAAGUCUCCAGCUGCGAGAGACAACAGUGCUACCGAAGACUCCAGUGCCGAAAAGACUCCGCUUGUUCCACAUGAAAGUUCUCGCCCAGAGACUGCCAGAGCUGCUCAAAAGAAUCUCCCGGCUCCCCCGAUCAUUAACUUUCCUGACAGCGCCAGCGUUUCCGAUUCAGAUGUCCCUGGUACUGAGUCUUCUGGCAAUCGUCUCAAAUCGGCUUCGCAGACCCAUUUGUCGUUUGGCGCGUCCCCUGCGAUCAGGAACGGCGAGCGCCGCGGCAAUCUGACCAGCCACGAUGGGAGACGUCACUGGAGUAUCUCGGACCCAUCGCACCAAAGUCAUCCUCAGCUUCUCAACGACAUCACAGCUCGAGAUAUUGCCCGCGUCCGUGCACUGCUCCUUGCGUCUGGGAUCAAAGCACAAGAGAUUCAUCACAAAGCCGGUAGCCCACGCGACGCUCCACUACCUCUUAUCUCCAAAAUUGCUGACACCAUCGGUCAAAAGUUGGAUGGCCUGACUCGAAAGGAGGAAAAUAUCGUCGCUGGGCGCCUGCUAUCAGAGAGGAUAUCAUCUACCUUAGUCGAGUUCGAGAAGACUCUCGAGACUUUUCAAAGCACAACCGUCAAGAACCUCGGAGCGCAGCUUGAUGAGCUGUCGCAUCGAGCUGCCGACCAACUGACGAAAUUGGUACACGAGACAUCCGAUGAGAUCGAUGCUUUCAACGUGGAGCUCACGACAAAACAGCCACAAGAGGUCAAGCGUGUCGACGAAGCGGUUGACGAGAUGCUUCGGGAGCGGCGGAGACAAUUUAGAUUGGUACGCAGGACAGGCUUUAAAUUGCUGGAGUGGCUGGUAUUGGGUGCAAUGUGGUGGGCUUGGCUUCUUGUGGUUUUGUUUAACACAUUCAAGAAGGGUCUUGUCGCAGUGUUUGUGACGCUGAGAUGGCUUCUUUGGUUUUGA
Messenger RNA from Ramularia collo-cygni, 3006 nucleotides. RefSeq lists its product as uncharacterized. The transcript has a single exon. NCBI's taxonomy places the organism in Eukaryota, Fungi, Ascomycota, Dothideomycetes, Mycosphaerellales, Mycosphaerellaceae. The coding region runs from base 1 to 3006 and encodes 1001 amino acids. The record is from RefSeq and is a predicted model, not a curated record.